CAGGUGUGAACUCUGCCCUCGGUGUGUGUCUGCAGGCCUACAUGCCUCGAGGUCAGUUCUCCAAGAGGGCAGAUCAGUGCGACACCUCCGCUCUGCUCAACCUCAUCUGCAACUGCAAAGGCUUCUGGUUCGUGGAUCCCAAAGUGGUGAGAGAGGUGAUUCGAUCCAGGAACGAGUUGAUGCAUUCAUCAGAGUUCCAUAUGAGCGAUGACUGGAUGAGAGACUUCCAGAGCAGUCUGAAAUGCUUUGUGCUUCAGCUCGUCAACCAGAACCCACAGAUGGAGACCGUAGCCAGACAGAUCGAUGUGAUGUUAAAACUCGAUCUUUCGAUCAGUGUGGACUGCAGGGAUGGAGUAGAGGCGGAUUCCAUGUGCGAAGCCAGUCCCAGCGCCGAUUCCGUCCGGCAGUGGGAAGCCGAGCUGCUGCAGGAGCUGCUGCAGGAGUUCUUACACACUCCUGCUGAGGACGAAGACGCAGACGCACCGGACACUGAGCAGCUAACAACACUCUGCGGUUUCCUGGAGGCAAACAAAGAUCUGGGUCAACGGUUUUCUGCAGAGAUCCAACUACUAAACUCACGAAAGGCCAAAGGAGGAGGAGGAGGAGCAAAUGAAGAAGUCUGACUGCUUUCCUGUGAGGAUCAGUUUACUCUCUCAGCCAUUUAAACACAGUAAACUGACUUGCCCAUAGUGAGGUGUG
Salarias fasciatus (jewelled blenny) is the source of this 699-nucleotide messenger RNA. RefSeq lists its product as uncharacterized. Bases 42 to 623 code for a protein of 193 amino acids. Lineage: Eukaryota; Metazoa; Chordata; Actinopteri; Blenniiformes; Blenniidae. The transcript is spliced from 4 exons. The record is from RefSeq and is a predicted model, not a curated record.